This is a messenger RNA of Ricinus communis (castor bean), 1390 nucleotides long. Its product is annotated as galactinol synthase 2. The transcript has 4 exons. NCBI's taxonomy places the organism in Eukaryota, Viridiplantae, Streptophyta, Magnoliopsida, Malpighiales, Euphorbiaceae. The record is from RefSeq and is a predicted model, not a curated record. Gene Ontology annotation, molecular function: glycosyltransferase activity. Bases 180 to 1154 code for a protein of 324 amino acids.
UUGCCACCCCCUAGCAUUUACUCAUCACCAUUUUCACCACCACUCCAUGCUUAUAUAUAGAACCAGUGAGCCAUCCAAUACCUCAUCCACAACUUUCUUGGAUCUUCCUCUUAGUUUUAUACUAUCUUUCUUUAAGUUUCUUUUGUUGUUGUUUACUUUUACUUGUUUUAAGAUAAAAUAUGUCUCCUAGUGCAAAAAUGGAGCUUAUAGACUCUCUAAACAAAAGGGCAUACGUAACAUUCUUGGCUGGCAAUGGGGAUUAUGUGAAAGGCGUGGUAGGUUUAGCCAAAGGUUUAAGGAAGACCAAAACUGCAUACCCUCUUGUAGUGGCUGUUUUGCCUGAUGUGCCAGAGGAGCAUCGCCAGAUUCUCGAGUCUCAGGGCUGUAUCGUCAGAGAGAUUGAGCCUGUUUACCCACCGGAAAACCAGACCCAAUUUGCUAUGGCUUAUUAUGUGAUCAACUACUCAAAACUGCGCAUUUGGGAGUUUGUGGAGUAUGAGAAGAUGAUAUACUUGGAUGGAGAUAUUCAAGUGUUUGAGAAUAUUGACCACCUUUUCGAUUCACCAAGUGGGUAUUUGUAUGCUGUGAUGGACUGUUUCUGCGAGCAGACCUGGAGUUACUCUCCACAAUAUAAGAUUGGGUAUUGCCAGCAGUGCCCUGAAAGGGUUCAGUGGCCAAAAGAGAUGGGCUUGCCUCCUCCACUCUAUUUCAAUGCUGGCAUGUUUCUCUUUGAGCCUAACCUUUUGACCUACGAUGAUCUCUUGGAAACCGUCAAAGUCACUCCUCCUACUUUAUUUGCUGAGCAGGACUUCCUGAACAAGUUCUUCAAGGAUGUCUACAAGCCUAUUCCUCCAGUGUACAACCUUGUCUUGGCUAUGCUUUGGCGCCAUCCUGAGAAUGUGGAGUUUGAAAAAGUCAAGGUUGUCCACUACUGUGCAGCGGGUGCAAAACCAUGGAGGUACACUGGGAAGGAAGAAAACAUGGACAGAGAAGACAUAAAGAUGUUGGUGAAGAAAUGGUGGGAUAUAUAUGAGGACGAGUCAUUGGACUACAAGAAUGCUAUGGCUGCUGAUCAGGAAAAACUUGGACCAAUAAUUGCUGCAUUGACCGAGGAAGAAGUGGUUCAUCAGAGGAGUGCUCCAUCUGCUGCUUAAAACAGACACUUGAUGCAUUUUAGGGUUAGGGCAUAAAUCUGCAGUCCAAACCAUGAACUAUAUAUAUAUAUAUAGAGAGAGAGAGAGAUUAUAUGUGUGUGAAUGUAAAAGAGAUAUAAAAUGCUGUAGCAUGUCUUGAGUUGUGUUAAUAUAUGGUAAUGGCAACCUGGACAGCUACAGAGCUGGAGAAGAAUAAGCCAAAUUAAAUUAAUAUUAUGCUUUGUACUUAUCCUUAA